GAGGCAAGAGGGAAGGUCACAGUGGGUGAGGACCCGGAGGGAAGAGACAAAUGCGGUGGGUAGAGCUGGGGGCAGGGCUGGCAUCACCUUCACCAGUCUGGGUGAUGCUCUUACCAGACUUUUUCAUGAGCUGCGAAGGGCCACAGCCGACUUCAUCGUUCUCCACCUCUCUGCUCACGCACACCUCACUCUAACACAUCUUCAGCUGUCAUUUCCUGAGUGUCUCCUGGGUCCCAGGCAUGCUGCUGGGUGCUGCAGAUUGAAACGCACAAACUUGAACCUGACUCCAAGGAGGUACCUUUUCUGCUUUCAAUGGGGAUUUCACACUCAACGUAACUUGUAGGGUUUUUGUAAACACCAAGGGAAUCUGUAAUACUGUCAACAAUAAGAAAUACAUUUAAAAAAUCCAAGGGAGAUUUUAGUUAUGAAAAUGCUUUGAGUGGGUGGAGUCUCUGACCCAACAUGAUUGCCCUCUGGCUCAAUGGGAUGUGUGACGGGUCACUAGUGUCCUCACCACCGAGAGGAAGUGAACUCAGUGCACAGCACCUGCUGGACCGCAUGGAGGGUCUGAGGUCGGAGCAGCGCUCAAGUUGUAAAUACAUGAGAAGCGGGCUGGUCCUCCUGCUGCAGCUGGGUCUGCUCCUUGUGCUGACAGCCGAGAUAGGUUCUGCCUAUCACCUGACAUGCUACUUCACCAACUGGGCCCAGUACCGGCCAGGCCUGGGCCGCUUCAAGCCCGAUGACAUCGACCCCUGCCUCUGCACUCACCUGAUCUACGCCUUCGCCGGGAUGCGCAACAACGAGAUCACCACCAUCGAAUGGAAUGACGUGACCCUCUACCAGGCUUUCAAUGGCCUGAAAAACAAAAACAGUCAACUGAAAACUCUCCUGGCCAUUGGCGGCUGGAACUUUGGGACUGCCCCUUUCACUGCCAUGGUGUCCACUCCUGAGAACCGCCAGACUUUCAUUGCCUCGGUCAUCAAAUUCCUGCGCCAGUAUGGCUUUGACGGACUGGACUUUGACUGGGAGUAUCCUGGCUCGCGGGGGAGCCCGCCUCAGGACAAGCACCUCUUCACUGUCCUGGUGCAGGAAAUGCGUGAAGCUUUUGAGCAGGAGGCCAAGCAGGUCAACAAGCCCAGGCUGAUGGUCACUGCCGCAGUCGCUGGUGGCAUCUCCAACAUCCAGGCUGGCUAUGAGAUCCCCCAGCUGUCCCAGUACCUGGACUACAUCCAUGUCAUGACCUAUGACCUCCAUGGUUCCUGGGAGGGCUACACUGGAGAGAACAGCCCCCUCUACAAAUACCCGGCCGACACUGGCAGCAAUGCCUACCUCAAUGUGGAUUACAUCAUGAACUACUGGAAGGACAACGGGGCCCCAGCUGAGAAGCUCAUCGUUGGAUUCCCAUCCUAUGGACACACCUUCAUCCUGAGCAACCCCUCCAACCAUGGGAUCGGGGCUCCGAUCACUGGCCCUGACCCUGCUGGGCCCUACACCAGGCAGUCUGGGUUCUGGGCCUACUAUGAGAUCUGUCCCUUCCUGAAGAAUGGCGCCACUGAAGUGUGGGAGGCUGCUGAGGAUGUCCCCUACGCUUACAAAGGCAAUGAGUGGCUUGGCUAUGACAACACCAAGAGCUUCAAAAUCAAGGCUGACUGGCUGAAGAAGAACAGCUUUGGAGGCGCCAUGGUCUGGGCCAUCGAUCUGGAUGACUUCACGGGCACUUUCUGCAACCAGGGCAAAUUCCCCCUGACCACCACCCUGAAGGACGCCCUGGGCCUGCAGAGCGAAAGUUGCAAAGCCCCAGCCCAGCCCAUUGCUCCCAUCACCGAGGCUCCCAGUACAGGUGGAGGCAGCGGCAGUGGCAGCGGCAGCGGCAGCGGCAGUGGCAGCUCGGGAAGCAGCCCCGGUGGCAGUGGAUUCUGUGCCAACAGGGCCAGUGGCCUGUACCCCGACCCCACUGACAAAAACGCCUUCUACAACUGCGUGAACGGACACACCUUCAUUCAGCACUGCCAGUCCGGCCUGGUCUUUGAUGCCGCCUGCUCCUGCUGCAACUGGUGAUGUCUUUGCCAGACACCACGUCCCUCAUUCCAGCUCAGAAAUU
This is a messenger RNA of Myotis myotis, 2101 nucleotides long. RefSeq names its product acidic mammalian chitinase-like. Gene Ontology annotation, biological process: chitin catabolic process; carbohydrate metabolic process. The coding region runs from base 463 to 2058 and encodes 531 amino acids. The transcript has 12 exons. The record is from RefSeq and is a predicted model, not a curated record. Gene Ontology annotation, cellular component: extracellular region. Lineage: Eukaryota; Metazoa; Chordata; Mammalia; Chiroptera; Vespertilionidae. Gene Ontology annotation, molecular function: chitin binding; chitinase activity.